AUGUCGUCAUUUAUAAAUCAUAGAAAUGACAGUACAGUGAACGUUGUGGAAGCCUCAUCGAAGGAUAACGUUACAUACUAUAAGAUCGUUGUUAAAGUGGGCUCUGUGCAGUGGGAUGUGUCGCAUCGGUACAGUGAUUUUGUGGAACUUCACGAGAAGUUAGUUAACGACCAUGGCGUGGCAAAAGAUUUAUUGCCACCAAAAAAAGUUAUACGUAAUAAGACACCGAAAUUUGUUGAACAAAGACGAGAAGCUUUAAACGAGUACUUAAAAAAUGUAUUUAAGUACCUGUUGCUGACUAUGCCUCCGGAGUUCGCACAUUUCUUAGAUUUUCAUUUGUAUGAUAUAUUUUUCUUACUACAAGAUCUGGCCAAAAAACUUUUCUUGGAAGGCGAUAAAUUGUUAGAAAAUGAGAAGUCACACAAAUUUACUUUAAUUGAGUUACACGCUAUAAGUGAAAGGUUCAAAAUGGCUUGUCCCCCAACAGAGAAGCAGGACCAAAUGUUUGACUUCAGUCAUAUUCUCGAUUUCUGUUCUCAAGUCAAGUCUCUCAGUAUCGAAGGAAGCUACGAGAAAUUAGGAACCAGUAGCAUAGUACCAAACGAACUGUUCUUUGACUUAAUUCCAUUUAAAUCACUGGUUGAUUUAAGGGUGCUUGGUGUGCCCAUGGGUUGUAUACAAAGUGUUGGGAGCCUGCGUGAUUCACUUGUCAGCCUUUCGGUACACAUAGCAAGUGUUGUAUCAUUGAAUGAAUUUUUACUAGUUGAUGUUUUACAUAAGGAUCAGUCAAGUCUCGCCGACACCGUGAUUUGGAAGAAACUGACAGUCAUAAACUUCGCGAGUAACAACAUAAACAAUGUCGACUGGGCGAUUAAAUUGGUUCCGAAAUUACAGCAUCUAAAUCUGUCCUCCAACAAACUAUCUGAACUCUGCGAUAUAUCAUGCCUUCAUGACUUGCAAGUACUCAACUUAUCUAUGAACCGCUUCUCCACAUGUCACAAUUGGCACGCUAAAAUAGGUAACAUAGUAAAAAUAGACCUUUCUCAAAAUAAAAUUGAAUCUCUGCAAGGUUUCUCCAAACUGUAUUCACUGGAGAGUCUCGAUCUCAGUUGUAAUUUAAUAACCGACGUCGAGGAAGUACAGUAUAUAUGUAACUUACCGUGUUUAGAGUAUUUGUGGUUGACAGCUAAUCCUGUGGCAUCGUCCAUAGAUUAUAGAGUUAAAGUCAUUGAGCAGUUCAACGCUCGGAUGUCAGAAAUUUGCCUUGAUAAUGAGAAAGCUUCGGAAAAAGAACUCGAUACUGCUAGAGUAUUGCAAGCAUUGAGGAUAGUUAAGGAAGGUAAAACACCGAGCUUCUUAAAAAAUAACAAUACAAGUCACAGUUUUAAUAAGAGUUGACGACAAAUAACUGUAAAAAUUAAUUACUAGGUGUAAGAUUUAUUAAAUUAAAUAAGAAAUAAAUGUUUCAUAUGAAUAAAUUA
Messenger RNA from Melitaea cinxia (Glanville fritillary), 1481 nucleotides. Its product is annotated as nischarin. The record is from RefSeq and is a predicted model, not a curated record. NCBI's taxonomy places the organism in Eukaryota, Metazoa, Arthropoda, Insecta, Lepidoptera, Nymphalidae. The transcript has 4 exons. The coding region runs from base 1 to 1398 and encodes 465 amino acids. Gene Ontology annotation, cellular component: cytoplasm. Gene Ontology annotation, molecular function: phosphatidylinositol binding; protein kinase binding.